AUGCAGCUGCUCCGAUCGCCCGGCUACCGCCCCUCACACAGUCAGCAGUCCCAGAAGUUGGCUGAUGAACUCGCAGAGAGGGUAGACGCUUUGGAAAAGGCAUCGGUGCAGAUUCCUCGUUUAUCGCGUGGCGACUCCACGGAAAGUAAUGAUAUUGGUCUGACACCGAUCACCGAAAACCCGCGAUCGGAACGUGAGCGACAGGAAGAGCAAGGACGGAGCUCACAUACCCUAAAGGAGUUACGGAGGCAGAUGGAAGAACUGCUCGUUUAUCAGCAAAUGCAGCAAACCCAGCCCGCCAAUCCACCCCAGUCCCAACCAGUUUCGAAUGAUACCCCAAGAAAAAGAAGAUUAUCCAACACCUCCGUCGAGGUUCCAGUAACCAUCGUGCACCCAUCCACAGGCUCAACAGACUCGGCCGGAACAAUUAAAGGCGUCGAUACUGAAAUGCCAUCACCCGAUCACCCACAACCGACACCAUCGUACCCCUUUCCACGAAUGCAGCAACGAGCUGCCAAGAUGGGACUUGAACCAGUAGGGCGCGUUGGACAAUUCAGAUUGAAGCUGCCCACUGAGAAAUCACCUCCCACAACGGAGUCUCAGACUCAAAGUUUAGCAAAUGACACGCAACCCACCCCCGUGUUUCUACCGGAUCAACAUAAAAGUGCUGUCGAAGACCCUAACUUUGCCAGCCCCAACCUGUACGAUCUGACACUACAGCUAAAUGCUUUGUCAGGCCUCGAAUCGUGGUGGACCAAUUUGAUCGACAUUCUGCAGACCCAUUAUGGCGCCGAUCGUGCAUCACUUGCUGUUCCUGGGGACAUCACAGAUCUAGAGAACGUGCCAUGGGGUCAAAAAGCAGUCUUCAACGGCAGUACCGAUACCUCGUUGGAUGACCUUCAAUCGCGUUCUUUUGAUAGGCCUCUGUCUCCCGAAGCCGCGGAAACACCUGCCACCCCGUGUCAGAACGAACAACCGGCCAUGAAGAAGCCUGAAGACGGCUUGCAGAGCAAUGCUUCAACCACGAGGCCUUCCCUAUCAUCGCGCCAUUCUUUCGCGGGAUUUGACAAGCACAAGGUAAAAGCCCCGGACAUAGAUCGAUCACAACAUCUCAAGACCAAUGUCAAGUCUGCGAAAAAGCACGUCCAAAUUGCUGGCCAACAAGAAGAGCUUGCAGACGAUACCCUCAACACCCUCCUCGGUGGCUUACGAUCAGCUGUGUUCCCGGUCCCCCGAGCAUUAGAGGUGGAAUCAGAUCCUCUUAUCAAGCGCACAGGCGUACCCAGAUUAUUUGGACGGACCCGUCCUGCAGUUUUGACUCGCCAAUACUCAGCGAACCCUGAGGAUCACUUGUACCCUUGGCCCGAGCCUGCUCAAAGUCCAAGUGAGACGAUUCAAAUCACUCCCAUUGUCGAUGGCCCAGAAUCUGGCCUGAAUCAUGGCACACACCCGCCACAGAUUCCCUCUGCCCUAGGCUCCAUUAGGCUGAGGCAAUACGAUGAAUAUGAGCAAAUCCCUCAAUCUCCAUGGUCCCAGUCUCCUGCUCCCUCACCUGCACCUCGUACCCAUGCAGACCAAAAUCCAUUUUUUUCAAACCAUGCGGUUGAUGAAGAUGCUUUCUCCAAGAAUCCACCCUCGCAUGAUUAUUCCAACAAUCUCCCGCUGGAAGCUAUUGGAAUUGAUGAAUCCAGAAGUGUCGUUCACAUUCCUCUCCUACACGGUGGUCAUUUUAACCAGGACUCCUCGUCGACAUUGAGAUUUCCUGUGGCUAUUGUAUCAAUACUGUCUACAAUUGUGCCCUAUCCACCCAAUCUCAGGCAAUCACUCGCCCUUUUGAUGCCUCACUUGACGAACUCUUUUUGCUUGGCUCAACGAGUGACUCAGCUUGAAAAGCAGGUAUUGUCCAAAGCGGAGACCCCACGCUAUGGUAACCUGCUAGGUCUCGGAGGAACAUUUUCAGAUGCAAGCAGCGAGCUGGAACUCGUUGCGGGACUGAGUGGCCAUGUCAACUACUCCGUCGGUGAUAAUCACCCAAUGUCUGCGCAUACAAGCAUCACCAGCCCCAGCGACCGUUCAUCGACGAAAUUCAGUCCCGCGGUUUCUGCAAUGGGCACACCAGGAUUUGAUAUAGGACAUGGUGACGGUUUUUCGAAUUAUUCUCCAAGAUUUACCUCGCGUUCUGGGGGAGAAGGCGCUGAUGGGUACUUCAAUGUCCCAUCACAGAAAAGCAAUCGAGAAAAUGUUCCUCAAACCAGACCUCGGCUCCCAAAGUCAAAAACCAACAUUGGGUCUUCAACACCAGCAUCCCCAGGCAAAGUGGUUGGCAAAGCAACCACUUGCGAGGACGCGUAUCCACAAGACCUGGGUGUAAUUGUCGGAUCUCCACUGCAAGAAACCAGACCUCAUCUUCCUAAUCUUUCUCCAACUCAGCAGUCAUCACGUCAAGCUUCUACAAACUCAUUGUAUGCUCACUUGCAGCGAGAGAUCUCACGCCCGGUACCUGAUACAAUCGCCCAUUUGAUGUUGAACUCAAUUCCAUUGCAUCUAUUCUUGGCCAAGCCCCAGAGCGGCGAGGUAAUAUGGACCAACAGCAAGUUUGAUGCAUACAGACGAAGUCAGCCACAGGAGCAUACCUUGCGAGAUCCGUGGCAAAAUAUACACAGCAGUGAACGAGAGCAUGUGGAUAGUGAAUGGGCCAAUGCUUUACGAACAGGCGCACAGUUUACGGAAAGAGUUCGGGUUAGAAGAUACAAUGAUGAAUCAGCGUACCGUUGGUUCAUUUUCCGAGCAAAUCCAUUAAUCUCAUCGGCAACAGGAGAAUUGCUGUAUUGGAUCGGCUCUUUCCUCGACAUCCAUGAGCAACACAUUGCUGAACUUGAAGCAAUUCAAGAAAAAGAGAAAUUUGCCAUCGACGCAAAGUACCGGGCAUUCUCUAAUUCGAUCCCACAGGUCGUUUUCGAGGCAACUGAAAAUCGCGGGUUGAUCUUCGUAAACGAACAGUGGAAUUUGUAUACGGGUCAAACCCUCGAGGAAGCACACGAUCUUGGAUUCGCGAAACACGUGCAUCCCGAUGAUCUGGAAAAGUGUGGUGGAUUAUCCCUGAACAAAGCAGCUCGUUAUGCAGACUCGGACGACAUUGCCCCAUCAUCAUCCAUCAUAGGAGUCGGAUCAGCUCUUGAUGAACUGGUGAGACGCGGAGUUGCAUCUUUGCAGAAAGAUGAAAAUGGCCGAGUGUUCUAUUCUACCGAAAUCCGUCUACGUUCCCGAGGUGGUGACUUCAGAUGGCAUUUGGUUCGCUUGGUACGUGUCAAGACUAGCAGUUUCGGAAGCGAGGAAGCCUCUUGGUACGGCACGUGUACCGAUAUCAAUGACCGCAAGAACCUUGAAAGAGAACUCAACAAGGCUAUGCAACAGCUGAACAAUCAAAUGGAGUCCAAGACGAAGUUCUUCAGUAACAUGUCCCAUGAGAUUCGCACUCCACUCAAUGGAAUUUUGGGCACCAUUCCCUUCAUUCUCGAUACACAGCUUGACAGUGAUCAGCGGCGAAUGCUUGACACCAUCCAAAACAGCUCCACCAAUCUCCGUGAGUUGGUUGACAAUAUCCUUGACGUUUCGCGUGUCGAAGCUGGAAAAAUGUCAAUGGUUAAAUCUUGGUUCCACAUCCGAUCAAUGAUCGAGGAUGUGAUUGACACCAUCGCCUCUCGAGCGAUCGAUAAGGGCCUUGAGAUUAACUAUCUCAUAAGCGCAGACGUGCCAUCUAUGGUGAUCGGAGAUCGAUUCAGAAUCCGUCAAAUUCUCAUUAACCUUCUCGGAAACGCGGUCAAGUUCACCGCGCACGGCGAAAUACAUAUCGCUUGCAAGAUGCACCACGAUGAGAUUACAGAUGAUAAGGACACCCAAGCAUUCAUGAAUUUUGAGGUCGUAGAUACCGGGAAGGGUUUCAGUCCACAGGAUGCGGAACGACUGAUGCAACGGUUUAGUCAACUUGGAGAAAAUGGUUCUCAGCAGCAUGCAGGCAGUGGCCUUGGGCUAUUCCUGUCAAAGCAACUUGUUGAAAUGCAUGGCGGCAAACUCACCCCUAGUAGCAAAGAGGGUCAAGGAGCAAAGUUCUCUUUUAAUGUGAAGGUCGAUGCUCCUCCACCACCGUCACCUUCUGAACAACCUAAAUUGCUUCGCCAUGGUUCAAACGGCUCCAGAAGACCAGCAAGUUCCAGAACGACCUCUUAUCAACAAGCGCCGUCUUUGAAAUCUCGAGGUUCUGACUCGCCUUCUGGGCUCAGCUCAAAAGGUCUUUACCCGCCCUCGAUGGCAUCUUCCGCUUUGCCCACUCCAGACAUCGGCUCCGAUCCAUUACCGCCUCCUUUGGACCAGACCAACAAGACUCUGUUAAACAAACCGGAUACUGUUUCAAGUCGAAAAAUUGAACCUGCUGUCACAAAGCCUGGUGCAAGCUCAACAAGUCCGCCAGCCCGCAUAACCUCGCCUUCCUCUCAAACUUCUGUAUCUCCCAACGAAGCAAUAGGGCCUAUCGCAGUUCCUUCUACUGGUCCAUUCUCUAUUGUGAUCUUGUGUUCGCUUGAGUAUUCUCGCAAGGCCACAAAACAGCACAUAGAGCAAGUUGUUCCUCGGGAAAUUCCUUUCGACAUCAAAUCGUUGCCUGAUGUUGAUGAGUGGAAGGAUAUGAUACAUCAUACUUCCGAUCAACAGCCUUGCACUCAUUUGGUCUUGAAUCUUCCUACCGAUGACAUCCUCGAGGUCAUUCACAUUAUCUCUGAUUCACAGAUAAAGCCUGCCCCAGUUGUAGUCGUCAUCUCAGAUCUAUACCAGAAACGCCAGAUCAGCACGCGAGUCAAAGAGCUAGCGGCAUCAGGGAAGCAGGUCUUCAUUGUGCCAAAGCCCGUCAAGCCCUCUGCAUUCUCAACCAUCUUCGACCCCGAGAGCAAACGUGAAUUGAGCAAGGAUCGCAACCAAGACAUGGCACGCGAAAUCAACAACAACUUCAAGACAGUGUCAAAGAUGGUCAAAGAAGUGUUGGGUAACAAAGGUUAUCGAGUUUUGUUGGUGGAAGAUGACGAAACUAAUCGUGAUGUCAUGCUGAAAUAUUUGGAUAAAAUCAAACUCAUGUCAGAAACGGCAUCCAAUGGAGAGGAGUGUACCAACAUGGUGCUCUCCAAAGAACCUGGAUACUAUUCUCUCAUCAUUUGUGAUAUCCAAAUGCCCAUCAAAAACGGUUACGAGACUUGUAAAGAUAUCCGUGACUGGGAACAGAAGAACCAUUAUCCACAGAUUCCAAUUAUGGCCCUCUCGGCCAACGCAAUGACAGACCAAAUUGAAAACGCUGCCCGCGCAGGCUUCAAUGACUACGUCACCAAGCCUAUCAAACAUAACGAAUUGGGCAAGAUGAUGAUGGGGCUUCUCGAACCUGGUCGACCUCUCAUGCUUCUAAGAGACCGCCUCGGCCCAGAGCAUCAGAAUGCCUUCACUGCUGCUCGUCGUUAA
Messenger RNA from Penicillium nucicola, 5499 nucleotides. RefSeq names its product putative sensor histidine kinase/response regulator (gene pkhB). Gene Ontology annotation, biological process: protein autophosphorylation; phosphorelay signal transduction system. Gene Ontology annotation, molecular function: phosphorelay sensor kinase activity; histidine phosphotransfer kinase activity. The record is from RefSeq and is a predicted model, not a curated record. The transcript has 3 exons. Bases 1 to 5499 code for a protein of 1832 amino acids. NCBI's taxonomy places the organism in Eukaryota, Fungi, Ascomycota, Eurotiomycetes, Eurotiales, Aspergillaceae.